Nicotiana attenuata is the source of this 2407-nucleotide messenger RNA. RefSeq lists its product as uncharacterized. The transcript has 4 exons. Gene Ontology annotation, molecular function: RNA binding. NCBI's taxonomy places the organism in Eukaryota, Viridiplantae, Streptophyta, Magnoliopsida, Solanales, Solanaceae. The coding region runs from base 106 to 1854 and encodes 582 amino acids. The record is from RefSeq and is a predicted model, not a curated record.
CUAAAACCUCAACAAACCCACCCUAUGCGCCACUGACAUUCGCUCCUCUAAAGACGGUAAUAUGAAACUAGAAGCUCAGUGACCGAUUUCUACAUUAUCGCCAUCAUGUUCGUUUCCAGAUACAUUCAACGGCGCUCUCUCAGAUCCUUGCAGAAUGCGAUUCUGCGGAGAUACGAUAUGGUGAAUAUGAUUUCAAUCGGUGAAAAUACGACGGUAAAAAAUGUGGAAGUUCCUAUAUUUACUGCAACGAGUAAUGUGUGGAAUUGCAGUGGUGGAGUGCGGUGGAUGUCGGGGAAGAGCAUGAGGAGCAGAGUAGCAAUGAGAAUGCAGAAUGAGUCGAGCAAAACCCUAAGGGAGAUUCGGAGGUCAAAGAAGUUGAAAUUGAAGCUGAUGACUGAUGAAGAACGGUUAAUUUAUAAUCUGCGAAGAGCAAAGAAAAAAGUUGCUUUGCUACUUCAGAAGCUGAAGAAAUAUGAGCUACCAGAGUUGCCAUCUCCACGUCAUGAUCCUGAGCUUCUGACUCCUGAGCAACUGCAAGCGUAUAAGAAGAUUGGUUUCAGGAACAAAAACUAUGUUCCUGUUGGUGUUCGUGGAGUCUUCGGAGGAGUUGUCCAAAAUAUGCAUCUCCACUGGAAGUUCCAUGAGACUGUGCAAGUUUGUUGUGAUAACUUCCCUAAAGAAAAAAUAAAAGAGAUGGCCUCAAUGCUGGCUCGACUAAGUGGUGGUAUUGUGGUUAACAUACACAAUGUAAAAACAAUUAUUAUGUUUCGCGGCAGAAACUACCGCCAACCAAAGAAUUUAAUACCUAUCAACACACUUACAAAAAGGAAGGCAUUAUUUAAAGCCCGGUUCGAACAAGCACUAGAAUCACAGAAAUUAAACAUAAAGAAAAUAGAACAAGAGCUCCGGAGGAAGGGGAUAAAUCCUGAUGAUCCAGCAGCCAGGGCCAGCAUCCAGCGAGUAGCAUCCACAUUCUUCAAUGCCAUUGAUAAGAAAGAAGGAAGCCCAUAUGUCUUUCAGGAGGAUAUUGGUACUAAGUUGGGUCUCAGCAGUAGUAUAGACCAAACACAUUCAACAGCUGAAGACAGUGACCAGGAAGAACUUGACCGUUUUAUUGCUCAGAUAGAACAGGCAGCUGAUGACGAAUGGGCAGCCGAGGAAGAAGCAGAGAAAGACGAAGUAGGGAAGAUUAGAUAUUGGAACAAAGAAGAUAUAGGUAGUCGAUUCAGAAGAUCUGGAAUGAUGGGAAGUGAUGAAUCAGAUGAUGAGUCAGGAGGGAAGACAAGUGGCUGGAAUAAGACAUACGGAAGGAAGAUAGCUGAUGAUGAUGGAUAUGAUGACGUAUCUGAAGAUGACAAUGAAUUGGACAACAAUGACGACCGACAUGGUAGAAGCAAUUACGCUGAUUCCGGCAUGUACAAGGCUCCUGACAGGCAUCCUAAGCAUAAAACGGAGAAAUGGCAGAAAGGUAAGAGCAAUAGACCUAUAAGUGAGGGAGGUUCAAGCAGAAAUUUUGAUCCUUAUUUAAAGGGAAAGAUGGGUACAGAAGGUUCUGGUUCAGAUAUGUUAAGUGACAUUGAGGAAGCCAUGUGGAAUUCAGAUGAUGAGGGAGGGCAGCACUCAAUGCUACCAAGUGAGUAUAGAAGUAGUAGUGACGAGGGGGAGGAUUAUGAUAAGGUAGCAACAUUGGGAUCAAGUGCAGAGGAUGCACCUGGUUCGAGGGCAUCAAGAGGGGUAGCUAGUAGCUUUAGGACUAGUAGUCAAGAGCAAAUGAAGAAAAAUGAGGAUAAUUCCGAGACCAAGACAAAGGUGAAAAGCUCAAAGGACUUAGAUGAAACUUGGGACAGCGACUGACCUGGGUGCCAACUUUGACGUAGAAAUAGUGCUCAUGGGAUACAGUGGAAUAGAGGCCAGUGCUAUUUAUGGUACUUGAAUAAAGAACUCUGAUUUGUGCAAGAAAUCAGAGCUCAAGUUGAAUGCACUUUUCAUAUGGGCAGGGAAUCGAGCUAAACUGUUUCUUCCUGUCUGCUUGCAUCUACAUGUCUGAAUUUGGGUGAAACGCGAACAAGGCACAGAGACACUGCCAGUGCACCUGUAUUUCUUCUCCUGGAUUCUCUGUAUCCAUAUCGUUUAAGUACACAAAUAGUUAUUCCCUUCUCAUAAUGUUUGUUCAAGCGUGCUGCUGAAGAGUAGUACAUUGAAGAAUCUGGGGUGGUGACUUUUGUAUAAUAUCAGUGAACCAAAUUACUCUUUCGAUGGUAUAAUGAGAUGGACUCUUGACUGGAUUAAUAAUGCUGUACUCCAUUUUUCAUUUUUUUUGUUACUUUUUAUUUGAGAACUAUGUCUUUCUCCUGAUGAUGAGUGUAACAGGUCCAAAUCCAUAAUUGACUUGAUUACUUAUUGGUUA